AUGGCUGCGGUGAUCCCUGCUGUGACGAAAAUCUCUUCCAGAAUCAUCAGAAUUCUAGGAUGUAACCCUGGAAUGAUGACUCUGCAAGGUACCAACACUUACAUUGUUGGAACUGGAAAGAGGCGAAUUUUGAUCGAUACUGGAGAUGCAAGUGUUCCGCAAUACAUAAAUCAUUUGAAAACGGUUCUGGAUUUCGAAGGAAUUGAUUUAGCUCAUAUAUUCAUUACUCAUUGGCAUCAUGACCAUAUCGGAGGUCUCGCUGAUAUCCUUGAAGAUAUUCGAGAUAAAACAAAACAUUGUCAGAUUUGGAAAUAUCCUGGUGCGAAAGACAACAUCUCUGAGAAAUCGAGCAUCGAAAGUUUGAAAGACGGUCAAGAAUUCUCCGUAGAAGGUGCCACUUUGCGUGUGGUCCACACUCCUGGACACACGGAUGACCAUGUCGUGUUCCAUCUGCUCGAAGACAAUGCGGUUUUCAGCGGCGACUGCAUCUUGGGAGAGGGGACUGCUGUUUUCGAGGAUCUAUAUAACUACAUGAACUCGUUGGAGCAAAUUGCAAACAUACAUCCUUCGAUUAUUUUUCCCGGCCAUGGAAACAUCAUUCAGACACCAGUGGAAAAAAUUCAGUUCUAUAUCAACCAUCGAAUGGAACGCGAACGACAAAUAAUGGAUGUUCUGAACAACAACAGCUCGAAAACAUUCAAAGAAAGAGAUCUAGUGAGGCUGAUUUACACUGACAUUCCCGAGAACCUAGUGACAGCAGCCGAGAGUAAUGUCAAUCACCAUUUAUCAAAACUUUCCAAGGAAGGAAGAGUCAGAACUUCGGAAGACAGGUGGCAAACGAAUGAAAUCUAA
Molecule: messenger RNA, 852 nt
Organism: Phaedon cochleariae (mustard beetle)
Lineage: Eukaryota; Metazoa; Arthropoda; Insecta; Coleoptera; Chrysomelidae
Source: the annotation of a GenBank genome assembly